Durio zibethinus is the source of this 1179-nucleotide messenger RNA. It is a transcript of the gene MEE14, whose product is annotated as maternal effect embryo arrest 14. NCBI's taxonomy places the organism in Eukaryota, Viridiplantae, Streptophyta, Magnoliopsida, Malvales, Malvaceae. Gene Ontology annotation, cellular component: nucleus; cytosol. Gene Ontology annotation, biological process: pollen tube guidance. The record is from RefSeq and is a predicted model, not a curated record. Gene Ontology annotation, molecular function: mediator complex binding.
GCGAUCCAACAAGUGCAAAACCGGUGGGCGGUCCAGCUGCUGCACCAUUCUUCUUUGCCAAUCACGAAACAUGCCAUCCAACGACUCUCAUUUUAAGAUGAGACCCAAUCAGACCAAAAUCAACGGCUACGAUCUGUCUGUCACUCCGUAUACACCAAAAAUAUCAUUACAUUAAAAUAUCCUGGAUCCUUAUCCAGUUCGGUCCACUAUUUAACCACAUCGCCAGACCGUCCCAAACGCUGCGAAACAAGUAAUUAGCAGAGGGAAAGAAUCUCAGUUAUUUUGUAUACGUUUGGUUACAAUGAUAAAUUCGAUCCUACUCCGUUCCUCUUCAUCCCCUCUUCUUGUGGAUGUUAAGGAUAUCGACCAUACGGGAUUACCACCGUCGUCGAAAACGAGAUUCGCUUCGACGAUUCGUUGUUCUUCGAGCAGAGACGUCUACAUACCGAAGCUAGCGCCUUUUAACAGCACAAAACUCGAGCGUUACCUUAAAGAGCCUCCCUUGAUUGAAAAAACCAAGAACGAGCUCACUGAUUAUUGCACGACACUUGAAGGAGACGAUUGUUAUCGUUGCUGGAGAGCUUAUUUCGAACUGAAAGAUCUCGAGAGAGAGAUGCCGAAAGAAGAUUUAGAGAAGUUAAUUCUUAAAGCAGAGAGUGUCGAGUCAUUGAUCGGAUUCGUACAUGGAGUUGCUUCCAUCUACAACAAGGGAAACGACAAUUGGCUUUCUAGUAUGGCUAAGCCAUUGCAUUCUGAAGAUGAAGGGAAGAAAUUCUUUCAUAUCCCAGAUGGGUUGCCUAAAUCUGCAGAAGAAAUAGAGGAGGAAGAGAGAGCAACAAUGCCUGAUUCCCCAUAUACCAGAUUUCUUAGAGUUAAAGGCCCAUUUCCUGCUUGGUACUCUCGCACCUGACCACGAAACCGAUUGAUAAAUAGAAAGGUUGUAAUUAUCGAGUAGCAUAUGCUAGCUUUAUUGUAGAUAAAAUGUGUGGGGAGGUUUUUGAGUCAGUUUGGUUUUUGGCAAAAAGGGUUUUCUUGGUCUUGACAUGUGAGGCUAUGAGCUGUGUGAUACAGGGGUUUGCUUUGAAGAGUUGUUUAAAGUUUGCCUGUAUUUCCAGAACAAUAUUGUUCAUUGCUAACUUUUGUAAAAAUAGUAAAAUUUUCUUUUAUUUUGCAUUGCCA